Cynoglossus semilaevis (tongue sole) is the source of this 640-nucleotide messenger RNA. Its product is annotated as ubiquitin-conjugating enzyme E2 D4-like. The transcript is spliced from 5 exons. NCBI's taxonomy places the organism in Eukaryota, Metazoa, Chordata, Actinopteri, Pleuronectiformes, Cynoglossidae. The record is from RefSeq and is a predicted model, not a curated record. Bases 270 to 629 code for a protein of 119 amino acids.
AUAUUUACUCAACAAACACAGCGGAGCAGUGAUGAGAGAAGAUAUAUCGGUUGUUGUCUGUCAGUCUAACGAAAGAUAAAGCUUUGACACUGGUUCUGUUGUAAACGCUGCGCUGGGAUCCCAAUAACCUCAAGUCAAAUAAAUAUCGACGUGAUUGCUGCAUGUACUCUAAGUGAGGUUUGGGAUUUCGCGACGACAAAAGCCGAAUUGUCCUAUGUCUAAUGUGCUAACCGUUAGCUGACGGGCUAGUUAGCGUAGCCAUCGAGGCAAUGGCGUUGAAAAGAAUACAGAAGGAACUUUCAGACCUGCAGAGGGACCCUCCUGCCCAGUGUUCUGCUGGACCAGUUGGGGAUGAUUUGUUUCAUUGGCAGGCCACAAUAAUGGGUCCGAGUGACAGCCCCUAUCAAGGUGGAGUGUUUUUUCUUACUAUUCACUUCCCAACAGAUUAUCCAUUUAAACCACCUAAAAUUGCAUUCACGACAAAGAUUUACCACCCUAAUAUCAACAGCAAUGGAAGUAUUUGUCUGGAUAUACUGAGAUCACAAUGGUCCCCUGCCCUAACAGUAUCGAAAGGUAACGUGAAGCAAAUAAUCUCUAUCACGCCUAUAUUUGAAAUCUCUAAUCUUUAAUGAUCCCCCCC